Molecule: messenger RNA, 1111 nt
Organism: Arachis duranensis
Lineage: Eukaryota; Viridiplantae; Streptophyta; Magnoliopsida; Fabales; Fabaceae
Exons: 7
Coding region: 154-768 (204 amino acids)
Biological process (GO): protein folding; chaperone-mediated protein complex assembly
Cellular component (GO): nucleus; cytosol
Molecular function (GO): protein-folding chaperone binding; Hsp90 protein binding
Source: RefSeq, a predicted model, not a curated record
UAAAACCCUAUAUAAGAGUGUUUCUAGUUGGCUAGGCCCAAGGGUUCACUUUGGGGUUUGUCAAUUGACGACUGAGCAGUGAGUAGCUACCGAAGAACGAACUAGGGUUUUACAUAUUCUCAGUUCUCUCUCGCCUUUUUCCCCCAAUCAAAUAUGAGUCGUCAUCCCGAGGUUAAGUGGGCUCAGAGAGUUGACAAGGUUUAUGUCACAGUACAACUGCCAGAUUCCAAAAAUGCAAAAGUGGAUCUUACCCCAGAUGGUACUUUCACCUUCUCUGCCAGUGCUGGUUCUGCUGACAACCAGUAUGAACUCAAAUUAGAGCUCUUUGACAAGGUUAAUGUUGAGGAGAGCAAAAUUAAUGUAGGAGUGAGAAGCAUAUUCUGUGUGGUUCAGAAGGCAGAGGAAGGGUGGUGGAAAAGGUUGCUACGUGCAGAGGGCAAGCCUCCUCACUAUGUGAAAGUAGAUUGGGACAAAUGGGUUGAUGAGGAUGAAGAAGAAGGUGCUGGUGAGCCAGACUUGGGAGGGAUGGAUUUCUCGAAAUUUGGCGGCAUGGGUAUGGGUGAUGAUCCAAUGGGAGCAAUGGGAGGAAUGGGAGGAAUGGAUUUCUCUAAAUUUGGAGGUAUGGGUAUGGGUGAUGAUGCAAUGGGUGAUAUGGACGAGAGUGAUGAUGAAGAGCAAGAAGUGUCGAAGCCUGGCGACCAAGAUGCAGCAGGAAAGAGCACUAGUGAGGCGCCGUCGGAGAAACAAGAAGCUGCUUCAAGCACAUAAUUGCCCUGCACUUGAGACUCUUAUAUAAAGAAAAUUGUUGAGUGAAAUUUUCAUAUCGAAAGCAGCAAUUGGUGUAGCUGUGCAAGUGGGAUAGCAUGGUGUUGCUCUCCCGUGUUAGCUUUACAUUAGCAAGGAUAUUGUUCACCAACAAAAAUUCCUAUUUAGUUUUUUCUUCCAUGUUUGAGAUUAUGUCCGGAUGAUUGGUUCCAUUGUCCAAAACUACCAGAUGUAAACGUCGGAAUUGCCAUGAACCUUAUUGUAGACUUAAGAGAUAUGAGUUUGGGCUUGCUAAUUUUAUUCAGUGCUACUUGACACCAUUUAUGAACUUUAUGUUUACCUUGUA